AUGUUGCUGCUCACGAGCCUUGUGCGUGGGCCGCGCGCUGCCAUGAUGCGGGCUCAGCCUGUUUCGUCUCUCCACACCUCGGCGAUCGUGGCAGCGGCCCCUCGUCCCUCCGCGCCGCGGACCAAACUCAAAUCGCACUCGGCCGCGAAGAAGCGGUUCUUCCCAGUGAUGGGCUCAGGCCGCGGCAGUCCGCUUUCGAUCAAGUUCAAGCGUACCAGCUCGAACAAGCAGCAUCUUAACUCGGGCAUGUCGCGUGUGCGUCUGAAUCGUUUGUCUGGCACGCAGGUCGUUUCGUCCGGCCCCGUUUCGCGUAUGCUGCGCCGCCUGCUCGGCCCACGUCUGUAA
Malassezia pachydermatis is the source of this 345-nucleotide messenger RNA. RefSeq lists its product as hypothetical. Gene Ontology annotation, cellular component: large ribosomal subunit; ribosome. NCBI's taxonomy places the organism in Eukaryota, Fungi, Basidiomycota, Malasseziomycetes, Malasseziales, Malasseziaceae. Gene Ontology annotation, molecular function: structural constituent of ribosome. Gene Ontology annotation, biological process: translation. The record is from RefSeq and is a predicted model, not a curated record. The coding region runs from base 1 to 345 and encodes 114 amino acids. The transcript has a single exon.